UGUUGCUUAGUGCCACGUUGAUGGAGACCAGUGGGGACGUGGAAAUCUGUCUGAGUCCGCAGCCGGGACCGGUAGCUUCUAGUGUUUUUACAGCCUGUAAUCCUUAAGCAGAACCGAAAGGGGAACUUGUACGGGUGGAGGGUGUAUAUUGUUUGCAACCCAUUUUAUGUGUGCGUUAAAGUAAAAAGGAGAAAAGAAGGGAAGGAUGAAACUCAAAGAGGUCAACCGUACAGCCAUCCAGAGCUGGAGUCCUGCAGAGCACCACCCCAUCUACCUGGCAACAGGAACAUCAGCACAGCAGCUUGAUGCCUCCUUCAGCACCAAUGCAUCCUUGGAGUUCUUCAAGCUGGACUUGGCAGAUCCAUCUCUGGACAUGAAAUCAUGCGGCAGCUUCUCAUCUCCUCACAGAUACCACAAACUAGUGUGGGGUCCAUUUGGCAUUGAUGCUCAGGGUCACCCAUCUGGGGUCCUUAUCGCUGGAGGGGAAAAUGGCAACGUCAUCCUUUAUGACCCUGCAAAGAUCAUUGCUGGAGAAAGCGAUGUAGUCAUUGCUGAGAGUGACAAACACACAGGGCCAGUGAGAGCCCUCGACGUUAACCCAUUCCAGACAAACCUGGUUGCAUCAGGUGGGAAUGAGUCUGAAAUAUAUAUCUGGGAUAUGAAUAACUUUGGAUCUCCAAUGACACCAGGACCUAAAACACAGCCUCUGGAAGAUAUCAGCUGUGUGGCGUGGAACAGACAGGUUCAACACAUCCUUGCCUCUGCCAGCCCAAGUGGGCGGGCUUCAGUAUGGGACCUCCGCAAAAAUGACCUCAUCAUUAAAGUUAGCGACCAUAGCAACAGAAUGCAUUGCUCUGGGUUGGCUUGGAACCCAGAAGUGGCCACUCAGCUGGUCUUGGCCUCUGAGGACGACCGGAUGCCAGUCAUCCAGAUGUGGGACUUACGUUUUGCUACCUCACCUCUCAAAAUAUUUGAGAAUCACACACGCGGUGUCCUGGCCAUUGCCUGGAGCUUGGCUGACCCUGAGCUGCUUCUGAGCUGUGGGAAAGACAGUAAGAUUCUGUGCUGGAAUCCAAACACAGCAGAGGUUCUGUAUGAGUUGCCCACCAGCAGUCAGUGGUGCUUUGACAUCCAGUGGUGUCCCAGGAACCCUGCAGUGCUUUCAGCUGCAGGAUUUGAUGGACACAUCGAUAUCUACUCCAUCAUGGGAGGCACCAAUCAGGCACAAAGCCAGAGGCAUGCAGACCAGAUUAGUAACUCAUUUGGGAAUAUGGAUCCAUUUGGUACGGGUCAAACUCUGCCUCCGCUGCAGCUUCCCCAGGCGUCUGCCACUCCAGCUACAAUCAACCCCCUGAAGAAACCACCCAAGUGGAUUCGCAGACCUGUGGGAGCUACUUUUGCUUUCGGUGGGAAGCUGGUAUCUUUGGAGAAUUCAAAGCCGAACCCCCAGCAGCCUCAGCAGCCCACAUCGCACAUUGUACAUAUCAGCCAAGUUGUUACAGAAACAGCAUUUCUGAAGCGCUCCGAUCAGCUGCAGGCCACUCUGAGUGCAGGCAGCUUUGUGGAUUUCUGCCAGGAAAAGAUCGAUGCAGCUGAAAAUGAGUUUGAGAAGAUUGUUUGGUCCUUUCUCAAGGCUAAUUUCGAUAGUGAUAUCCGCAGUAGGUUCUUGGAGCUUCUGGGGUACAACAAAGAGGAGCUAGCCUUAAAAAUUUCAGCAGCGUUGGAGGAAAAGCCUGCUGAUCCUCCAAAGGUGGAAGUGCCUGCUCCAGUCGCCCUGCAGCCUUUAGCAGAGCUCAGCCUUGCCCCUCCUGUUGACACUCCUGAGGCAGCAUUCGACAUGAUUGCUGCAGCAAACCUGCAACCAGCAGCCACACUGGAACUGGACUCAGGUCCUAAUCCACAGACAGAAGAAACAACAGAACUUGAUGUAGAGGAAAAGAACACAGUGGAUGCUGCUACAGAUGAAGCAGAAGAAGGUGGAGACCAGGUUCUUAAUGAGGAGCCUGUGGAGGAGGAGCAGGAGAAGGAGAUAGAGGAGGGGGAAGAAAAAAAGGAGGAGGAGGAGAAGGAAGAGGAGGAAAAGAAGGAUGAGGAGGAAGAGAAGAAAGAGGAGGAGGAGGAGGAGGAGGAGGAGGAGGAGGAGAUCCCUUUGGAGGAGGAGAUAACAGCACCAGUGGAGGACGAGCCCAGUCCUGCUGAGAUUUCAGCUCCAACUGAGGAGGUUCCUGAAGCUUCAGCUCCUUCAGACGGAGUCAGUCUCAGCAUCAGUCAAGACGUGGAUGGGCUGAUCACACAGGCUCUGCUGACUGGAGACUUUGAAGGAGCUGUGGAGCUCUGUCUCCAUGACAACCGUAUGGCAGACAGCAUCAUCCUGGCCAUUGCUGGAGGAGCUGAACUCCUAGAAAAAACCCAGAAAAAAUACUUUACAAAAACGCACAGUAAGAUAACCAAGCUGAUCAGUGCAGUGGUGAUGAAGGACUGGCAUGACAUCCUGAAGACAUGUGAGCUGCAGAACUGGAGGGAGGCUCUGGCUGCAGUCAUGACCUACGCUCAGCCCGAGGAGUUUUCAUCCCUCUGUGACCUUCUCGGAGACAGACUGGAGGCAUCGGCAGAUACCCAGCUGCAAGCUCAGGCCUGUCUGUGUUACAUCUGUGCUGGCAACGUGGAGAAACUGGUGUCUUGCUGGACCAGGGCACAAAGUGGACACAGUCCACUCUCUCUACAGGACCUGGUGGAGAAGGUGAUGGUGAUGCAACGUGCCGUAGAGCAGACCCAGCGCUCUGGUCCUGCUGCUAUUGGUGUCCUGUUGGCUGAGAAGAUGAGCCAGUAUGCCAACCUUCUGGCCUCACAGGGCAGUCUGUCCACUGCUAUCACCUACCUACCUGACAACACCAACCAGAUCACUGUACAGCAGCUCCGUGACCGCCUCAGUCAGGCUCUGGGGCAGAAAACGGUGGCUCCAGCAGCUCCGGUCCAAACCCAGAGGGCUCAGACUAAGCAGCCUGCCUCUCAGAUUCAACAUGGCUCAGCCUUGUCCCGUCAUCCCUACACCCCGGUCCAGCCCACUCCAGCUCCAGCUCCAGCUCCAGCACCUCUGCCUACGCCCAGCUCAGCCCCUGCACAGCCUCAGUAUUACCAACCAGUGAGGGCUGCCUCCACUGUCACCUCCUGGAGUAACCAAACUCCCACAGCCCUCCCCAAUGUCCCUCCUCCUCUUCCAGUAGGCACCGCCUCAGACCAACAGGUGGAGCCUCCAAACCCCAUGUACGGGAUGCCACCAUCCGGCACAGCCACUGCUCCUCCGCCCUCCUCCACUCCUGCAUACAUGUACUCCCAUCAGUUCCAGCCCUAUGCCCAGGUCAACCAGUACCCACCUGGAGCUGGGGGGGCACCUAUCUAUCAGCCUCUUCAGUACUCCUCUGCUGCUGCUCCCCCCCCUCCUCCUCCUGCAGAGCCUUCUUCCCCCCCACACCCCCCUGGCUUCCUCUCUCAGUACACUCAGCCCAUCCUCUCUCAGCCUGCCCCCCCAGUCUAUCCUGGUCAACCUCCCAUCAGCCACUGCCUCUCCUCCUCUCCUCCCUCCCAUCCAACUUUCUUUCCGACUUCUUCCUCGUCCUUUCCUAUUCCUCCGUCCUCGGCAGCGUCUUUCCAGCAUGGCGGGCCAGGAUCUCCUGGGUCAUACAUGCCUCUCCCUCCACCGAGUGGAGUCUCAGGUACACAGCUCGACUCUGACCCUGAGCUGAUCCCCGCCUCUCAGAAAACAGGACCUCAGAACGGCUGGAAUGACCCUCCAGCUCUGAGCAGAGCACCAAAGAAGAAGCAGGUUCCAGAACACUACACACCUCCCGCCCCCAUCACCUCUCCCAUCAUGGCUCCACUGGGUGCUGACCCUCAGGCUCUGCCCAUAUCCUCUGGGACCCCCCAGGCCAUGAACCAGGCCCCACAUGGUGUCCAGGCCCCUUAUUCAGGCAUGCACCAGCAGCAGCUGUCCCCUCCAGCCAUGAACCCUGCUAUGCCCAAGACCAGCGUGGAAGGUGCACCAGGGGCACCCACUGGUGAUGUCAUACAGCCUCUGCAGUCCAUUCCUGCUGAGAAGAUUAUGAAGAAGCCCAUCCCUGAUGAGCACCUGGUCCUGAAGACCACAUUCGAGGGGCUCAUCCAGAAAUGCUUGGCUGUAGCUACAGACCCUCAAACUAAGAGGAAACUUGAUGAUGCCAACAAGCGUCUGGAGGCACUCUAUGACAAACUCAGAGAGCAGACUCUCUCUCCUGCCAUUGUUGGAGGACUUCAUAACAUAGCCAGGACUAUAGAGUCCCGGUCCUACACAGAGGGCCUCAACAUCCACACCCACAUAGUCAGCAGCAGCAACUUCAGUGAGACCUCAGCUUUCAUGCCUGUACUGAAGGUGGUGCUGACACAAGCCAACAAACUCGGGGUCUGAGCAGGCAGAAACUCUGAACCACUCCUGAGUGUUUGAGCGGUGGGCAGAGACAAACGGGUCAGGGGUCGAGCUGAGUGUCAGCUGUAAAAAUCAUUGGUCGCUUCUUUCACAGAGAGCUCCGUUUGACUCACAACGUAGACGUACUUGAUGAAGAAUUCUCAGAUGUACGGAAAUACUGUUAAGUUCUUCUUUGUGCCAUUUAUGUUUUCUUACACAAGCCAUGUUAUCAGUUGCACUCAGUGGUGAAAGUAAAGCCCUGACCAUGAACAAACACAGACGGACCGCAAAGAAAGGGCUACAAACUGUGUCAUUAGUACCACUUAAAUCUGUCAGCAAGUUAGUCACUGAAGCAUUAUGUGUUAAUUCUUCUUUGAGUGAAAUUAACUAAGAUUUUAGUAAAUGACAUUUAAUCAUGAUGCAAACAUGAGUUUAGAAUCUGAGAGAAGGUUCCUAUCCAGUGUACUGGAUAUUUUAUGAUUCAUUAAAAAGCCUUACUUAAAAACUAUGUGGAUAUAAGACUAUAUAAUAAUACAUGAUCAGGAAUUAAAACACAAUAGGAAGAAGAGGAAAUUCAGGAAUUUUGAGCUCUGCAUGCUGCAAGCAGUGAGGGCAUUAAUCUUUUUUGUUAAGAUGAACAAAAUAAAUGUUUUUAAUUUAAAUAAUUAAUAAGAGACUGCCAAUAAGACAUUAGAGCAUGUGAUCAAGAUAACAGUCAUUUGCAAAGCUUAUCAUUUAGUCAGUUUCAUCCACUAAACACUAAUACAUUAGAUACAACAAAAGGUACUUUGUAAUUCAUAAAUCCAGUGCAUUUUAUCAUAUCUUUUAGGCCACAUCAUGCUUAAAUUUGACAUAGAAAUACAUCAUAGUUUGCACGCAUUUUGUAUUGAACCAUAGAUGAAGCCAUAGACAAAGAGUUUAAAGGUGUCGUGUUUAGUACCAGUUGAAACCCCCUAAAUAAAUGUUUUAGUACUCCAAUCUCAUGUUUCUGCCUUUGCUGACUUGCUUUCACCACUGGUGUCACUACAAAAUGCAUAAAACACAUAGGACCAAGGUAUUCUCAUUGUGUAGGAUAUGUCAGUCCAAAGCAACAAGAUCACAUCUGUUGAUGAUAUUUUAAUGUUUUGUUUUAUUUUAGUUUUUUUAAAUACAUUUUUCAAUGUAAUCAUGAUACUCCGCAUCGUGCAAUACACUUUUACAAGACUGCGCUUUAAAAAUGCAUGCUUAAACAAAUGCUACCAGUCAUCUUUACAGUCAUUUGGGGUGAUUAUCUGCUAUUUAAUCAGACCUCAGAGGGAGAAUGGAAGAACGAACGACAAACCAGACUUUGAUUCCAACUACGAUGAGGGCUGUAGUCUGAGUGGUCAACCUGUCUCUGGAUUUAUGUUGUUAAUAAAAGAAAACCAGUCUUUGUUUUAGAUUGACUACAUGCAAUAUUUUCAAUAAAUAGUAUUUAUUUACAAAA
Molecule: messenger RNA, 5903 nt
Organism: Sphaeramia orbicularis (orbiculate cardinalfish)
Lineage: Eukaryota; Metazoa; Chordata; Actinopteri; Kurtiformes; Apogonidae
Gene: sec31a
Product: SEC31 homolog A, COPII coat complex component
Exons: 28
Coding region: 206-4441 (1411 amino acids)
Biological process (GO): COPII-coated vesicle cargo loading; endoplasmic reticulum organization; endoplasmic reticulum to Golgi vesicle-mediated transport
Cellular component (GO): COPII vesicle coat; endoplasmic reticulum exit site
Molecular function (GO): protein binding; structural molecule activity
Source: RefSeq, a predicted model, not a curated record